GUUCAGGAGGAAAGAAAAGAAUGUCUUCUUGCCUGGAUUCUGGAAACAAAAAUGAAGAAACGAGGGAGGAGGAAGAGUGGGAAGCAAGCUGAUCUUGUGGGCCCCUCUUACAAAUGCACAAAAGUUCUGAUCCUCUCCUCUACGAGCUUUGCUAGCGUAACCCACAGGUGAGUCUUGAGGUACCCAAUUUGCCACCAAUAUUAUACACAUCAGGGUACACGUGUCAGCUGCAUUCCCAUCCCAUCUAUGCCUUCCCUUGUGACGCUAUCUCCAUGCUCUCUGCUACCUGGCCUACUGGCACUAUGGUGAGCUAUUUGUACAUAGCUCAGCACCUUUUCCGUUCCAACGGACUUCAAAUGUCCAAAUUCGAAGCUUAUUAGAAACUAACCAAUUCUCUGGUGCCAGAAUUCUCUCCUCCUUCAUCCGCCGCCGUCUGUAAGCUAGCUCCGCCACAGCAAAGGAAACGGAAGGAAGAUGUUCUACUCUCACCAGCUUCUAGCUCGGAAAGCUCCCCUCGGCCAGAUUUGGAUGGCGGCGACUCUGCACGCCAAGAUGAAUCGGAAGAAGCUCAACAUGAUCAACAUCAUCAGCAUCUGUGAGGAGAUUCUGAAUCCUGCAGCUCCAAUGGCGCUUCGGCUCUCCGGGAUUCUAAUGGGUGGAGUGGUGAUUGUUUAUGAGCGGAAAGUGAAGCUGCUAUACGAGGACGUCACCCGUUUGCUGGUUGAAAUCAACGAGGCAUGGAAAGUGAAACCAGCGACGGACCGUACCCUUCUUCCGAAACGGAAGUUACAGGCCAAGAAAGAAGCUGUAACUCUGCCGGAGGUUCAGGACGAGGAACUCCCUGAUAUCGAGCAGUCUAUGAACUUCUCGAGCUCAAACGCCACAACGCUUCCUUUCCAGCAGACGUCUUACUUCGCAGUGCAACUAGACACCUUGGAUGAGACUUACAUUAACAAUGACACCGUGGAAGACGAUGUAACUGGCAAUAAGCAUCAAGCUGAUCCGGACAACAUAAAAUUAUUCGAACGCUUUGAUUCGUGUCAAGUAAACACAGAUAUGUAUGAUCGGUUUGAAAGAUUUGAUAUUGACGGAGAAGGGGACACGCAGAUGAUCGUGACUUCAGGAGAUCUUCCAACAGAUAUCCAUACAACUGUUAUACCCUCACCACCUCGUCAAGAUGAAGAUCUAGGAGGAAUUCCUUUCACCGAUAAAGAAAUCCCUGACCAGCAACCUGAAAGUCUUGUCAAUCAACCAUCUGAAGAACACAAUGAAGGCAGACAGAUGCUAGCAAAUAGAAGGAAAAGAAGGAGACAAGCCGCAAAUUGGAUGGACAUGGAAAAAACAGUCAUACCCUGUGAGCUAUACCAGACAUGGCUUCAAAAUGCUUCUGACAUCACCUCAAGGAAUGACAAAAAGAGGAAGGAGGUGAACAAAAGUAUUAUGUCGAGGAUGAAGGUGGCUAGUCUGAUGGAGCUGCCGCCUAUGGUACUUGUUGAUGAUUUAUCAAUCAAUGCAAACAAAGAUAUCUACUAUCCAGCUCCUCUACUCUCGCUGUGGACAAAAAGCACUCAGCCUCCGCAUGACUCUCCAUCUGCAAGGGCAACCUCACAUCAGCCUCCUGAAGCUUCAAAUUCAUCCCCACAAGAUGCAGCAGCUCAAUUUGAAGAUACAUAUAACUUUGAUGAUUAUCAGAGUGGAGAUGGGUCUCAGUCAAUUGGUAUCCCCUUCGAGAAGCAAGUAGCCCCCGUCGUUGGCAGCAGGAAUGUCUUGAUAGGGAACUUGGAAGCCGACCUUUUUGGUGAUGAGUUUGGAACCAACCUUGAUAAUAACAACAACAGAAUGGGAAGGAACAAAGAACCAUCUGUUGUCACCACAACUCCUGGAAAUCCUGGGAAGGAAGCAAGAUCUGUACCAAGUUCAGGUUCUGGACAUAGUGUUCUGCGACGUCGAUCUGAGAUCAACUCUGGGCACCAACAUAGUGGAAGCAGCCUUCAUUCCAUUCCCGAGGACACAUCAUGGCUUCCAGAUCCAGAUAUCCUGACGGUGCACCAGAAGGACCCAGCCCUUGAUCAAGAAGUGCUAUUGGAAACUGGACCUACACAGACUCAACAACCCUUCGCCACCUCCCAGCCAGUUGACGCCUUGACUGAAGCCAUCCGAAUGCACCUGAAGACUCAUUUUGAAGGUCCAGAAGCUCCAGAGUACGAAUCACUCAACAAUCUUGCCACUGGAAUGAACCGUAAACCAGCAGCUCUCUUGUUCUAUCAAACCUGUGUUCUUGCGACACGCGGCUGCAUAGCAGUAGAUCAGAAGGCGCCUUAUGGCGAUAUUCUCAUCUCUAAUCGAUCAAAGAUAUGAUAAGAUCAUCAGCACAUUAAAGGUCCAACAUCAGCAGCUGCUUCCCAUUAUUAGUUGGGCUGUUCAUCUUUUUCAGGACACCAAUAAUCAACAUCAAUAUAUCGUGGUUUUGUUUCUUUUGUUAUUUUGCAGAUUAUCAUUAUUUGUUGGGAGAACGUGGGCAGGUAAAAAGGAAGGAAGGAAGGACACACACUUACUCAUCAACUAUAGAUUUUGAUGGAUCACCAGCAGUCCCUUUGGUACGUUAUUAGAUAGAUCGAGGAAGUUAAUUGCUCAAUUAACUGGCUAUAGCUACUACCUAGCUACCCUUGUUUUGGGAUAUAAUCAUUACAACUACGUGGAUUGUUGAUUGAUAUAUGUAUUAUACAGAUUAUCUAUUUUUUCCAAAACAAAUUCGUUUACUGUUGUUGGUUUGGACCAACAAACUACUCUUGUCAUUACUCUUUUAUCCUCUUUCUUCUAUUAUAAUUACAUGGUUCACAUGGAUGAUUCAUCAAAUCACGAUAAUAUGAAAGUCACCAUAGGGCAUAGCCAAUACAAAUAUAAACCAAAAGUAUUAAUUAUUUCUUAUUUUUUUACUAUUAAUUGGAUUUUCUUAAUAGAGUUUAUUCCGACUUUUAUGAUUUUUUACCUUUUCGAGAUUGUUAUAUCUUGACAUAAAAUUUAAAAGAUAUGUAUUUGAUUCUUGAUUAGAUUCAAAUUGACUAUUGAAUUCACCGUUAAACAUUGAUAUUUUACCUUUGUUAAUGCGAGACUCCAGAUAUAUUAAUAAUGAAUAGACCUUUGACAUUUUUUUCUUCCUUUUCUCAUAAUAAUUGAUUGCCGGUGAGAUUCAAAUUGACCGUCAAAUCACUGACCAAAGAUUACCAUUUUUCUUUGAUAUAGUUAGACUAAUGACCGAUUGUUCACGAUUUUUCUUUGUUAUCUAUUUAUGACCUUUCAAAAGAGUUCUCGAUUUUAUUAAAUGUUUACCUUAUAUUAACAAAAAGAAAACGUUCCUGAUCGGAAGUCAUAAUCCUUAAACCCUAUUCCAUCAAAAUUAUUCUUAGAAAAAGAUUUCUAAAUAUUGCUAGAUUAUGUAUAGACUAUGUAUCUUUUUCUCAUACCACCUAAAUAACACUCUUUUAGCAACAUCAUCCAUAUUUUGAUUGACCUCAAUAAACAAAGGCAUUAUGA
This is a messenger RNA of Linum trigynum, 3534 nucleotides long. NCBI's taxonomy places the organism in Eukaryota, Viridiplantae, Streptophyta, Magnoliopsida, Malpighiales, Linaceae. The record is from the annotation of a GenBank genome assembly.